Molecule: messenger RNA, 1326 nt
Organism: Andrographis paniculata
Lineage: Eukaryota; Viridiplantae; Streptophyta; Magnoliopsida; Lamiales; Acanthaceae
Product: probable voltage-gated potassium channel subunit beta
Exons: 4
Coding region: 138-1145 (335 amino acids)
Source: RefSeq, a predicted model, not a curated record
UGGUGUGUCUUGAUAUUUGGGCUACGAAUCGAAUCGAGUUGAUAACUGAUACGAACCCUUUCAUUUCAUUUCCAAAUCAGAGUGAGUAAAUUACACUCCGAAUCUCCAAUCCCAAUCCCAACAGCAGGGUGAAAGUGAUGAAAGUCCCCGAGCAGACGAUGCAGUACAGGAACCUGGGCAGAUCCGGCCUCAAAGUUUCCCAGCUCUCCUUCGGCGCCUGGGUCACCUUCGGCAACCAGCUCGACGUCAAGGAGGCCAAAUCCCUCCUCCAGUGCUGCCGCGACCACGGCGUCAAUUUCUUCGAUAAUGCCGAAGUCUAUGCCAAUGGCCGCGCCGAGGAGAUCAUGGGCCAGGCCAUCAAGGAACUCGGCUGGAAGCGAUCCGACAUCGUCGUCUCCACCAAGAUCUUCUGGGGAGGCCCCGGCCCUAACGACAAGGGCUUAUCGCGGAAGCAUAUCAUCGAAGGGACCAAGAGCUCCUUGAAGAGGCUCGAUAUGCCCUAUGUCGAUGUGAUCUAUUGCCAUCGCCCCGACACCGGCACGCCCAUCGAGGAGACGGUUAGGGCAAUGAACUAUGUCAUCGACAACGGGUGGGCUUAUUACUGGGGAACUAGCGAGUGGUCUGCUCAGCAGAUUACGGAGGCCUGGAGUGUCGCUCAGAGACUGGAUCUCGUUGGCCCCAUCGUCGAGCAGCCUGAAUACAAUCUCUUCUCCAGGCACAAGGUUGAGUCUGAGUAUCUUCCUCUGUAUACUAACUACGGCAUCGGCCUCACUACCUGGAGUCCCCUUGCCUCUGGAGUUUUGACUGGGAAGUAUAACUCUGGAAACAUUCCAACUGACAGUAGGUUUGCAUUGGAAAAUUAUAAGAAUCUUGCGAGCCGAUCCUUGGUGGAUGAUGUGCUGAAGAAAGUGAAUGGAUUAAAACCAAUUGCAGAAGAACUUGGAGUGCCUUUAUCUCAGCUUGCAAUUGCUUGGUGCGCUUCGAAUCCUAAUGUCUCAUCUGUCAUCACAGGUGCCACAAAGGAGUCGCAGAUUCAGGAGAACAUGAAGGCCAUCAAUGUUAUUCCUCUGCUUACACCUGCAGUGAUGGAGAAGAUCGAGGCUGCAGUUCAAAGCAAACCCAAGCGCCCGGAUUCAUACCGUUAAACAUGACAUGGUGUUUUUUGCCUAUCAUUCAUGGCGAUGUCUUUUCGGCUGUCUGCUCGUCCUAUGAUUUAUUCUAUGCAAACACUGGUGUUUGAUGUUAUGGAGUAUUUUGGAUGAAUUGAAUAUUAUUUAAAAUAAUCAGUGAGAUCUGAUAUGGCAUUUUCAGAUUUGAUUCUCAAAA